AUGGCAAAGACUGUGGUCCCGUUUACCGCCCAGCUCGUCAAAUUCGAGACCUCCCUCCCUUAUGCGGAGGUCACCGCGCGUCUGGAGGCUGAGGUCUCCAAGUCCGCCUCGCAGAACAUUAUAUCCCGCAUCCAGGAAGUUGGCCACCAGCAUGAGCUUGUCUCCCUCGUUAACGAUGUGACGAAGGGGAAAGAUUUCUUGUAUUUCAUGCAGCUUCCGUAUUCGGGAGUCAUGGAGCUUCUCGAGGGCACCAAGAAACCCACCGUCGUCGUGUAUACCAUCGGAAACCCGCUUUUCGCCCAGCAAAUCAUGAAGCACAACCCAUUUGCAGCUUACAACAUCCCACCUCGCUUUUUGGUCCUCGAAAAGCCCGACGGGUCUGGGACGACCGUCGCUUACCACCUUCCCUCCAGCGUAAUGAGUAUCCCUGGAGUCAAUGACCCCGCGCUGCAGGCUGAGGUAGAGGCUUUAGAUACACGGGUGGAACAACUUGUGGAGAAGGUUACCGCGGUCUAA
Messenger RNA from Cyclocybe aegerita, 516 nucleotides. Lineage: Eukaryota; Fungi; Basidiomycota; Agaricomycetes; Agaricales; Hemipholiotaceae. The record is from the annotation of a GenBank genome assembly.